Diuraphis noxia (Russian wheat aphid) is the source of this 1605-nucleotide messenger RNA. RefSeq names its product limbic system-associated membrane protein-like. The record is from RefSeq and is a predicted model, not a curated record. Gene Ontology annotation, biological process: synapse organization. Gene Ontology annotation, cellular component: neuron projection membrane. NCBI's taxonomy places the organism in Eukaryota, Metazoa, Arthropoda, Insecta, Hemiptera, Aphididae.
UUUGACUUGGCUACAGUGCUGUUUAACGGCGCAAGUCAUCACGAUCGUCGUCUUCGUAAUUAUAAUAUUACUAUAGUCGUGUAACUCCACUCGCAGGUCACCACCGUUUCAUACGGUUUCGUGUGCAUUACAUAAGUAUACUAUGAAUAUAAUUUAUAUCAUCGGAACUUUGUGGCGUGGAUAGACCAUCGUGUAUAUUAUUGUAUUUUUUAAUUUUUAAUUUUUUUGAGUAUUAAUCUAAUUUCAUUAAUUCCUUCCUUUCGAUACUGGUGUGCAUCGACUGUAUUAACUAUAUUGUGAUCCUAUAAUAUUUCAUGAUUGACCGUCAUAUCACAGAUUAGCUGUCUUUUAAAUAACUUAAGUGCCUGAGAAUCGAAUGCAAUUGAUGGAAAACAUUAAAUGAKUGUGGUUAUUUGGCAGUKAUGAAGUUAGUUCCAGUGAUCUCUGCAGUUCUGUUAUAUGCCAUCGUGGUUACCAAAGCAACAUUUGAAAAUGAUGGAAAUCUUGAAGCAUUACUCAAUCACGUUUUAUGGGAACCUACUACGAGCAAUUCACCGACAACAGAAGAAGAUAAAGUUGCUCCAUAUUUUGAUGAAACAUCUACUCAUAACAACGUCACAGUCCAAAUUGGAGCGAAUGUAGACCUCCAUUGCAAAGUGAACCGUUUAAACGACAAAACGGUGUCAUGGGUUCGAAGGGCAGGUGAUAAGAUGCAACUACUUUCAUUUGGUCACCACGUGUAUAGUACAGAUCAGCGUUAUGAGCUUUUAUUUAAAGAUCCAAACGAUUGGCAACUCCGUAUAUCUUAUCUGAAUGAAAGAGAUGGAGGCCAUUAUGAGUGUCAGGUAUCGACUCAUCCACCAAUAGCAUUCACUGUUUAUCUAGCUAUUAUAGUGCCUCAAUUGGAAAUAACAGACGAAAGAGGCGUACAAGUGAAAGACAAAUUCUACUACGUGGGUAGCACUAUAGAGCUAAAAUGCUAUAUAACCAAAGUACCCCAACCAAGUCAAUUCAUUGUAUGGCGUCACGAAACGACAAGCCUAAAUUACGAUACAAGCCGAGGCGGUAUCAGCGUGAAAACCGAUAUACUGACAAAUGGCGCGAAGAGCAGGCUUUUUAUAGCCAAUGCACAAACUUCUGACUCGGGAAAGUACACUUGUUCACUAACUGAUAUAGCGAGCACAUCAGUUACAGUGCACGUCUUAAACGGUGAAACUCCAGCCGCAAUGCAACACGGUGGUAGCAAUCGGUGUGGCAGGUUACAUUCAUUAUGGGUGAUCAUCACAUUUGCAUGGAUAAUGUUUCGAUUAAGUUGACAUGAUUAAUACGCAAAUGUGCAUUGUGUUCCAAAUCGAUAUGUUACUUAUUAUUAUAAUUAACAAUUGUUAACUUGAAUCAUAAAAGGAAAACCAUAAUAAUCCCGAUAACCCGACGGACAUUUAUACAUUGAUCGAUUGAUACCAAAUGAAUAGGUACAUACCUAAUAUUAUAAAAUUAUUACGUAUAAGUGUAUAAUAUACUAUAAUACUGUACUCGUUGUCUCAUAUGUUGUCUUUGUUGAGUUUUUAUCACUCUGUAUUUAUAUUUGUAUCAUAUAAAACCUAU